Uranotaenia lowii is the source of this 2053-nucleotide messenger RNA. RefSeq names its product zinc finger protein 14-like. Lineage: Eukaryota; Metazoa; Arthropoda; Insecta; Diptera; Culicidae. The record is from RefSeq and is a predicted model, not a curated record. The coding region runs from base 782 to 1570 and encodes 262 amino acids. Gene Ontology annotation, cellular component: nucleus. The transcript has 3 exons. Gene Ontology annotation, molecular function: RNA polymerase II transcription regulatory region sequence-specific DNA binding; DNA-binding transcription factor activity, RNA polymerase II-specific. Gene Ontology annotation, biological process: regulation of transcription by RNA polymerase II.
UUUCUAGGCUUUUCAAUAGCUUAAUUUGACAAAAGAUUUUUAAUAACUUGCUGGUUUAAUAUAAUUCUUAUUAUGCAUGGCUCAACAAAUAAAACUGCUGCAUCCAGUAGGAAAUGGUAAUCUCACAUAAUCAGAUAAAUAUUGCAUAGAUAGAGAAAUAAUUUGAAAAAAUGUUGUGGUAUUCUGGUCCGCAAAAAAAUUUAAAUUUGAAAAUGUGUGGGAAAACAUGGUUCAACAAUGAUGAUGCCUGGCUAUAAUGCUCAUUGAGAAACGAUUGCAAGUUUGAGAAAUACGCAUUGUUGUUUAAAAAGCUAUAAGCGUGUACCUUCGAAAACGCAAAUAAGAUUCAAGUGCCUCAAGGAAUUUCAAGCGUUACAGCAUUAAAAAUCGUACCAAAUUCAACAUUUUACCUUUAAAAAACCAUGUCAUGCAUCGUGCCGACUUGUGACACCAAACCAUCUUCCGGGAGACGUAUGCGUAUGUUGCCAACUGAUCAAAUCUUGGCCAAUCGUUGGCAUCAAGCCAUCCAGAUUGGAUGUGGACUAGUGGGUACCUAUCAUUCAGCAUCAAGUGGUUCAUCAGGUCUAAUAUGUGAUGCUCAUUUCGCUGAAGCAGAGCUUCCUGUUACGAAUGUAUUUUACCAGGAACCAUCCAAAUUUUAUAACGUCGAAGGACAAUUCACAACGGUAGUAACUUGUAAAACAUGCUUGAACUUCUUUCCUGAAAAAGAAUUUUUGUAUAUAAGGAUUAUUUGAAAAGCUUGGACAGGCUACCGGCGGAUAUGGAAAAACUCGAAAGUUUAUUCUCAUCGGAUUCGAACCUAUCCAUCUACAUGUGCUUACAAUGCUCAGCUAGAAUCGAAAUACUGAAAUCUAUUUUGUCGAGCAUUCAACAGUUUACCGAAUCCGGUAGAUUGUUGGAAGGACUAAUCAACAAGGCAAUGGAAAUUGGGAACGAUGAAGAUACAGCGAAUGCUGAACAAUUCGGCACCUCAAAACCGGAAGGAACAAACUAUGAGUUAAUAGGAGAAAAUUAUUAUCAAUGCCACUCUCCCGACCAGCGUGGACCAGAAACUAUUUAUGGGUUGCAGAGUAUGAAUGAAAUAAACUCUGAAAUGUUUGAUUCAACCGAUGAAGCUCAAAGCGAUUAUUGCGUAUGUCGUCUGUGCGGAGAAUAUUUCAGCAGUCAACAAUUUCUGGAAGAUCACAUCGGAAGCUGGCAUUCGAAAAAUCUGAACAGUUUCGAGUGCUCAAUCUGCCGGCAGACGUUCAAAAACGCAGAAGACUUUGCGGCCCAUUAUCACGAACAAGAUAAAACCGGCUUCCGGUGUGAUGUUUGUGAGAAGACGUACAAAAAUGUCCGAACAUAUCGGAUGCACAGAAAGUUGCACAUCGACCGUGUCUUUUACCCGUGUGAGUUUUGCAACAAAACGUUCAAGGUGAAAUAUUACUUGCAACAACACAUUAAAAUACACAAAGAAGAGGUCAAGUUUGAGUGUGACAUUUGCGGCAGGACGUUGUCCAGCGGCUGGUAUUUGGAAAUCCACCGGAAGAAACAUUUGGACGAUUGAGCCACAAAAACUAAUCGAACCACCUAGUGAUCUUUACUAGCAGCGUCUCCAUCACAUGAAGCAUGAGCUUUCAGAAAAAGUUAAAUCAUCGUGUCAAACAUCGUAUAAACGUACCUCAGUACCAGAUCCAGGAAAAUUGCAGAUCCAAGUACAAGCGCACUUCCCCAAUCUACUCCUCGUUUUCCAAAUAACCGUCUUACAAUCGCUUUAAUUUCAAGUUGGUCUUUUUUUUGGGUCAUCAGCUCUCAGAAAAAUGGCUCUACUCUUAUUCGUUUUAUCAAUCAUUCCUUAGGAUCGCGUUUAAAAAAAAGGGGAAAUAUUAACAAGAAUAGUAUAUACCUAACUGCAGAACAACUAAAAUGGAUUGAAUAACUUCGUUAUUAAAAUAAUCGAUUAUGAAAUAUUUUAAACAUAGCCAAUUUUAUGAUAGGUUUUAAGAAAAAAUAAUUAAAAAUUUUUUUUUUUAUAAUUUCAAAAGCAGUU